Molecule: messenger RNA, 4379 nt
Organism: Scylla paramamosain (green mud crab)
Lineage: Eukaryota; Metazoa; Arthropoda; Malacostraca; Decapoda; Portunidae
Exons: 2
Coding region: 890-4264 (1124 amino acids)
Molecular function (GO): zinc ion binding; nucleic acid binding
Source: RefSeq, a predicted model, not a curated record
UGUUUAUGCGCAUGUUAAGUUAAGUUUAUUUUACGUUCGUGCUACCCGUCAGUGGUAUGGUUCCAAUAUUAUUUGUUUUAUUUCUCUUAAUAUACUUCUUAUUGUAUGCUGAACGAGUUUACACCAACUAUGUAUGUAUUUGUCCGUAAAUUGUGUAUUUGAUAUUUGAUGUGAUAAAAAUACUGUAUAAGUAGACUACAAUGGAUUUGUUAAAGAGUAUAGUUUAUGCGGAGUGGCACACGGUUGUUGUGGAGGCCCGCGCGGCCUGAUAUAGACACUGACAGACAGGAGAGUGAGACAAGUGGAGACGGUUUGCUAGCUACGGGUCUCCCUCGUAGGACUCGGGAAUAAGGUCGCCCCUCCUGUUCUAUAGACUGGUUAUGAAAGUGAGACGUCAGUGGAUUACCUAUCAAUUAUCAAAGCACCAGUGACGUAUCCGGCUGUUGGGGAUUCCACGCCAUAGUAUUUUCAACACAACUGACGCUGGCAAUGUUGUGAGUGUUAUGGUUAUUGUGUAUUUGUGUGAUUUUUGUCAUGCUAUGAUUUACAGUGAUAUGUAUGAGGAUUUUCUGAGCUUUAUAAUGAUGUGAGUCACACAGGGUAUUUAUCCAUUGUUUGGGAGGUUUAUCAUAUUGUGAACUGCAGAGAUAUUUUUGUGAUUUCUGUACUUAUUAUACUAUGAGGUACAUGGGAACUAUUCAAGGUCUGAUCAUGUUAUGUAGUGAUUAUUUUUGUAUUUUUAGUGUUUCUACGCUCAUAUGAUUUUACCAUGAUUUGGUAUCGGGCUGAUUUAUCCUGGACCCACAGGUUGGAGCGCUACAAUAAAUGUUGCAACACAUUGCUCGCCUGUGGAUUGCCCUAACGCUUCAUUCCAACAACACCCACAACCAUGCCCAAGACGGAGGACCUUGAGCGCCGACGGAGACUACGAGGGACAGCCCGUGGAAAGCUAACUAGGAAGUGUAACCUACUCUCUGAGCAAGUGAAGCAGGGUAAGCCAUCUAGCAUUAUUGAGGAUUAUUAUGAGGAAGUAAAGGACGCUUUUCGGGAACUCGAGAGACGACACGAGGAUGUGAUGGACGCAUUAUGUGAGAGUGAUCAAGAGGAGGAGGACUUUAAUGGAAAACUUAAGAAUGAAGAACAGUAUAUAGUUCAGGCAGAAUUGUUGAAGACAGGUGCUUGUGAGACUUUAUUACAGCUAUGUAAAAAGGAAAAGGAGACAGCCUUAACAGAUAGUGCAACUAAGGUUAAGGUGAAGCCAAUAGAACCUCCUAAAUUUGAAGGUGACAUACGCCAAUACCAGACAUUUCGCAGCAACUAUGAUAAAAUAAUGACUGUCAAUUAUGGGGAAAAUGCCUUUGCCUUAAAACAGUGCUUAUCAGGUGAAGCGCUAAGUGUAGUACAUGGAGUAGAUGAUGAUUACAAGGAAAUGUUCCGUCGUCUUGACCAAAGGUAUGCUGAUCCAGUUAGAUUGACAGAUACUGUUAUCAACCAACUGCAAGAAUUAAAGCCAAUUGCUGAAGGCAAUACUGGUAAAUUUGUAGAAACCGUGGAAGUCAUAGAAAAGUGCUGGACUGACAUGAGUAAAAAUAAUUUAGAAGUACAGAUGUCCACUGUAAUUGUGAUAAGCUUAAUUGAGAAAAUACUUCCACCCCAACAAAAAAGAGAGUGGACUAAGAUCUACCAAAAUCUGUCAAAUAAAGUAAAUGCUUUUCCUGAGUUGUUAAAGUAUUUGAAGGAAGAAAAGAAUGUCCUUGAUUAUAUAGACAAAGAUGUUCGUAAGAGGUCACAUAAUUCCAAGGCUACUGUUCAUAGUGUAGAGGUAAAAGAGGAUGACAGUCAAAUUAUGAGAACAUUGCAAAAGUUGCAACUUCAACAAGCAGAACAUCAGGCUAACAUGGAAAGUAUAAUGCAGAAGUUCACUCAAACACUAUCUAGUGGGGGUUCACAGGUUGGACGUCAUAGACAAAACUACGGAAACCCCAACUUUUGUUGGUAUCACAAUUCUGAUUCGCACACUAUCAGUCGCUGUAACACAUUUCAUAAUUUGGAACCCUCAAACAAGAUGGAGGUUUUACGGAAGAACCAUGUUUGUUUUCACUGUUUGGCAAUGGGACACAGUUCUAAGGAUUGUCAGGAAAAACGCAGUUGCUACAUGAAGUUAGGAAAUGGUAAUGUUUGUGGUAAGCCACAUCAUCCGAGACUUCACUAUUUGCUUUAUCAAAAUGAUAUUAAUAUUCACACCAACAAGUCAGAUGGUUGUACUUUGCUGAUGAUUGGUCAAGUUAACUGUAAAGAUGACUCAUUAGUAACUCUUUUUGAUCCCGGCAGUACAAGUAGCUUGGUGACUCAUCGCAAAGCACGGGACUUAGGAUUAUGUGGCACACCAUAUAACAUCACUAUGACAACAGUUGGAAAUGUAAGUGAUACUGUAUUCACUAAAAUGUAUAAAAUGCCUCUUGUAGAUGAGACAGGUAAACAAUAUUUAAUACAAUGUGUAGGAAUGGAUGAAAUCACUUCAGAAGUUAAUCCAGUCCCUAUGGACAUAAUUCUUUCUCAGUUAGGAGUUUCUCAGUCAAUGCAUAUUUUCCGUCCUCAUGGGAGAGUUGAUCUUUUGAUUGGUGCUGACAGUUGUGACAUCAUUCCUACAACUGUUAAAACUGUAGGGAAAUUGCAACUCAUGAAAGGUCCCUUCGGCUAUUGUGUCAGAGGAUCGCACCCAGAACUCAAAAAUGAAUAUACAGAGCACUAUGUGGCUCAAGUAAACCACAUGUCCUUAACAUCUAACACUUUUGAAAUUCAAGGGGAGAUCUGUAGAACUUUUAAGGAGGAUAUAGAUAAUUUGUUUGCAAUGGAUCACCUAGGCACAAAUUGUAGACCCAAAUGUACCAAUUGCAUUAACUGUAAAGACUGCAAUAGAGAGACGCACAUAACUGUAAAGGAAGAAGAAGAAAUGAAAUUGAUUCUCAGUGGACUUGAAUAUCAGGAGAAAGAGAAGACCUGGACUGUACAUUACCCUUGGAUUAAAGAUCCACAUCAUUUGCCGAAUAAUUUUGGGGUAGCACUAAUGAAACUUAAAGGUACGGAAAAGCGACUGAAGAAGUUGGGCAGUAGGUCAACAGAAAAUUACAAGGUACAAAUUGAUGACAUGUUAAAGAGAGGUGUUGCUAGAAAACUAAAUAGGGAGGAGUUAAAUUGGUACAAAGGUCCAGUGCACUAUUUGUCUCAUCAUGAGGUGUUGAAACAAAGUUCAGCUUCCACCCCUACUCGCAUUGUAUUUAAUGCUUCUGCCUCAUAUAAUGGUCAUGUGCUGAAUAAUUAUUGGGCUAAGGGUCCCAAUGUAAUGAACAGUCUUUUUGGUCUUUUACUUAGAUUCAGAGAAGGUUCCAUAGCAUUUGUUGGAGAUAUAGCCAAGAUGUUUAAUAGCAUCAGGUUAUCUGAAUUUGACAGUCACGUACACAGGUUUCUUUGGCGAGACUUUGAGGAUCGGGCCCCAGACCACUAUGCCCUCACAGCAGUUCCCUUUGGAGACAUUUGUAGUCCGGCUAUUGCUAUACUUGCUAUGAGACAAACAGCUGAGAAAUGCAAGGAGGAAUUCCCUGAAGCAGCCAACGUAAUUGUGCAAGAUAGUUACAUGGAUGAUAUCAUACAUAGCAUGAAUGAUACAGAGAAGGCUAGUCAGAUCAUAAAGGAUGUUGAGCUUAUUCUGAACCGUGGAAACUUUCACAUGAAGGAGUGGAUCAUAAGUGGGAAGACCCAAGUUGGAAAUGAUGUGGACUUGUCAGGUAUACCAGGAGAAAAGGUUCUGGGAUUAGUAUGGAACCCUGUAGAAGAUGAAAUAAGUUUCAAGAUGAAAAUGAAAAGUACGUGUAAACAGACUUGCAGUGUUGAAGUUAAGAGUAAUUCCGAUGAACCACAAAAUCCACUAACUAAAAGAAAGGCUCUUAGUUACAUAUCAACAAUAUUUGAUCCCAUGGGGUUUGUUACACCAGUGACUUUACGUGGUAAACUGUUGAUGAGACAAAUCAUUGAGUACAUUGAUGAGAAUGGACGGAAAUUAGACUGGGAUGAUCCUUUACCUGAGGAAUUUAUAGGGAAAUGGUACAAAUUCUGUCAUGAUAUGCAUGAAUUGGGAACUAUUAAAUUGCCUAGAUGCAUUUGUAAUGCUGAAUUAGUUGAACCAACCCUGAUACUGUUUAAUGAUGCGAGCACCCUAGCAUAUUCUGCGUGUGCUUAUUGCACGUUGGCGUGUUGGGAAAGAUAAGUAUCAAUCAAAGCUACUUGCAGCCAAAAGCAGACUCGCACCAAUUAAGACACAGACUAUUCCCAGACUGGAGUUGUCCAGUGCAGUUCUUAGUGUUCGCCUCCGCAAUACAAUA